This is a messenger RNA of Penicillium soppii, 1077 nucleotides long. RefSeq names its product DNA-3-methyladenine glycosylase II (gene alkA). The record is from RefSeq and is a predicted model, not a curated record. Gene Ontology annotation, molecular function: alkylated DNA binding; DNA-7-methylguanine glycosylase activity; DNA-3-methyladenine glycosylase activity. Gene Ontology annotation, cellular component: protein-DNA complex; nucleus. Gene Ontology annotation, biological process: base-excision repair; base-excision repair, AP site formation; DNA alkylation repair. Bases 1 to 1077 code for a protein of 358 amino acids. The transcript is spliced from 3 exons. Lineage: Eukaryota; Fungi; Ascomycota; Eurotiomycetes; Eurotiales; Aspergillaceae.
AUGUCACUUAGACGUUCAGCCCGACUGGGCUCUAUCCCAACUACCAAACCACCAACCAUAUCGAGUAAAGCAAGAGUCGCAAAACCUCGCAAAGCAACAAAACCAAAAGCACAGCCAAAACCAGAAGCUUCCUACUGGUCUCCGGAGCCACUCGCAGCAGAAAAAGAAACAGACCAAAAACCCACGCCCACUAACCCCCCUCACUUCAGACCAUCGACGCCUCCUCCUCUGGACCGCCCCGUCGACCCUCACCGAACCAACGCAACCCUCCUCACCCCGCACGGCUCAGCAGUAAACGCCUACCCUGCCCACAUAGAAGAUGCCUCGCCCACAAAAACAGGGCUCCCCCGACCCCUCGCUACAACGGGAACUAUCCUCGAUCAAGCAACCGCACAUCUGAUCGCCACAGAUCCCCGCUUGGCAACAAUAAUCUCACAGCAUCCCUGUCCACUCUUCUCGCCCGCUGGCCUGGCCGAGGAAAUUGACCCUUUCAAUAGCCUGACUAGCAGCAUUAUCGGCCAGCAAGUCUCGGGUGCAGCGGCGAAGUCUAUUCGAAAUAAGUUCCUUGCGUUGUUUGAUUUGCCUGACGCUGUUGCGCCGGAUGGACAUCGUCAUCCGAAGUUCCCGACUCCGGACCGGGUUGCUAAGUGUGAUAUUCCGACUUUGCGCUCGGCGGGUUUGUCGCAGCGGAAGGCAGAGUAUAUUCAAGGUCUCGCGGAGAAAUUUGCGAAUGGGGAGCUUGGAGCUAGGAUGCUGGCUAGCGCGACUGACGAGGAGCUUUUUGAUAAAUUGAUUGCCGUCAGGGGGUUGGGGAAGUGGUCUGUUGAGAUGUUUGCUAUCUUUGCGCUUAAGCGCAUUGAUGUCUUUUCUACUGGUGAUUUAGGAGUGCAACGAGGCUGUGCUGCCUUUGUUGGCCGUGAUGUGAGCAAACUCAAAGGCAAAGGGGGUGGUAAAUUUAAAUACAUGGCAGAGAAGGACAUGUUGGAGCUUGCUGCCAAGUUUGCGCCUUAUAGGAGCUUGUUCAUGUGGUAUAUGUGGCGGAUUGAGAAUGUCGAUGUGGCAGUACUCAGUGGCUGA